AUGUCUCAAUCAGCUUCCUCCUCCGCUCCGCGCCAGCGCGUCCGCGACCUUCUCCCUACUGUCCAUCUCGGACGCUACCAAACCGGUCCAAAGAACAGUCUCACAGACAUACCCGGUGUGCUCGUUUCUACGCAAUCGAUACACUCCUCGCCAGCCUACCCAAAUGCACCCCAAAAUUCUAUCAAUACGGGCGUGACUACGAUUCUUCCGCGCAAAGACUGGUUCCACCAAGCCUGUUUCGCGGGCAUCUUCCGCUUCAAUGGCUCCGGGGAGAUGACCGGAAGCCACUGGAUAGAAGAAACAGGGCUCUUGCACUCACCCAUCGUCAUUACUGGAAGCUUUGGGGUCGGCGCUGCGUAUAAUGGCAUCUACGAGUACGCAAUCCGCGAAUAUUCCGACGCGGAAGGCAAGGUAGACUGGUUCCUCACCCCUGUGGUGGCAGAGACAUUCGAUGGCUUCCUUCACGACGUCACUAAGUUCGCUGUUACGCCACAACACAUUGUCAAAGGCAUCGACGAGGCGAGCAGUGACGCCGUAAAAGAGGGCAAUACGGGUGGAGGAACAGGCAUGCUGGCGCACUGGUUCAAAGGCGGGACUGGAUCGAGUAGUCGUAUCGUUCCUGGGGAAGGCGAGAAGAAGUAUACUAUCGGCGCGCUUGUGCAAGCAAAUUAUGGCGCUAUGCGAGACUUCCGCAUUUCUGGUGCGCCGAUUGGUCGUCUCAUCUUCGAGGAGCAGGAACGUAUGGCCCGUGAAGAUCCCUUGAAUCCGAAGCUCAUGUCGCAAGCAUCCCUCCUCUUCAAACACAUCCAAGAGCACAAGGACAAGAAAGACGGAUCCAUUAUCAUCAUCUUGGCCACAGACGCGCCGCUUCACCCCCUACAACUUCAGCGGCUAGCGAAACGCGCAACAGUGGGUCUCUCGAGAGUUGGCGGGUGGGGUGCCAAUCCGUCGGGAGAUAUUUUCCUGGCAUUUUCGACCGCGACCGAGGCCGAGGUGCAGAACGACGCUGAUCGGUGGACGCCGAAGGAGAGGAAAAUCGACAUGACCGAAGAUGCGACCAUCAACGCGCUCUUUGAGGCGGGUUCUGAUGCGGUAGAAGAGGCUAUUCUGAAUGCUUUGUGUAUGGCGGAAACAACAGUAGGAUUCAACGCCACGGUGGAUGGGCUUGACCUAGACCGGGUCAAAGAACUGAUGGAGAAGUAUCUGUGA
Molecule: messenger RNA, 1209 nt
Organism: Didymosphaeria variabile
Lineage: Eukaryota; Fungi; Ascomycota; Dothideomycetes; Pleosporales; Didymosphaeriaceae
Exons: 1
Coding region: 1-1209 (402 amino acids)
Molecular function (GO): aminopeptidase activity
Source: RefSeq, a predicted model, not a curated record